UUGUUGACAAUUUAAGAACCCUACUGUCCUACAUUAAACAUUCCACUCCCAAGUCUCCAACAAAGAUUUACAAUUUUGUUUCUUUUCCUUUCAUUUGCUGGGGUUAAAGCUCAGAUCUUUGUUAAUAAACUUGAAAAGUAAAGGAGCAAACUGGGGGAGCAAUGGUUGCAGAGCCUUGGGUACUCAAAAUGGGAAAUGAGGUAAGUAGCAAUCUCAAGAACUCCCUUACUUUGCAUGGAUCAAAUAGUAAAAAGAAAGAAAGACCCAAUAAAAUCGUGAAACAAACUAUUGGUAUCUUGUCAUUUGAGGUAGCAAAUGUAAUGUCUAAAUUGACCCAUCUUCAUAAUUCAGUUUCUGAUUUAGAGAUAUCUAAGCUAAAAUAUGAGAUAAUUAAAUCAGAGGGUGUAAAGAAAUUAGUGUCAUGUGAUGAAUCUUAUCUCUUAGAGCUUGCUUAUGCUGAGAAAUUAGAUGAUUUGAAUAGGGUUUCUGAGGUAGUUUCUAGGUUAGGGAAGAAGUGUACUGAGCCGGCUUUGCUAGGGUUUGAGCAUGUUUAUGGGGAUAUUAUAUCUGGGAAAAUUGAAGUAAAAGAAUUGGGUUUUGUGGUUAAGGAUAUGGAGGGUAUGAUUAGGAAGAUGGAGAGGCAUGUGGGUUUUACUGCUAAUUUGUAUGGUGAAUUGGAGGUGCUUGAUGAAUUGGAGAAGGUGAACAAUAAGUGUCAAUUGAAUCAAAAUGGAGAGAGUUAUAGGGCAAUUCAGCAGAAAUUGUCUUGGAAGAGGCAAAAUGUGAGGCAUUUAAAGGAAAUUUCACUGUGGAAUCAGACCUAUGAUAAGGUUGUUGAGCUUUUGGCAAGGUCUGUUUGUACCCUUUAUGCUAAAAUAUGUGUUGCCUUUGGCAAUGGAAAUUGUGGUAAGACAGAAAGUGUAAAGAGUAUUGGGAAGGUUGAGAGUAAGCAUACUCUUAGGGUUAUGUCUUUAUCUAGUGAAAGGUGCGAAAAGAAGCUUCCAACUCAACUAAGUUUGCAAAGAGGUGAAAUUGACUUAUUUGAUCUGCGUCGAGAUUUAGUUUAUCCUUGUGCUCCUAGCCCUGGAAGGAUCUUCAUGGGGUGUCUUAGUUUAAGUAGCUCAGCUUCAAGAGUUGAUGAUAACGAAGAUGAUUAUAGCUUUAGUGAUCAGGAUAGACCUGCCUCUAGGUGUUCUAUCAUGAAUGGCAUGAAGAAGGAGCAUACGAUUGAUGCCAAAGUUGGAUUUUACUAUGGACAGGAUCAAGGGAAGUUUUGCUAUUCGAUGAGCGCCUCACGUUUUGGCCCCAAAAGUACGGUGGGCACCCACGCUACUCCGUCCACUAUUGGGGGCUCUGCUCUUGCUUUGCAUUAUGCUAAUGUUAUAAUAGUUAUCGAAAAGCUUCUUUGCUACCCACAUUUGGUGGGUGAUGAGGCCCGGGAUGAUUUGUAUCAUAUGUUGCCUUCUAGUUUGAGAAAGUCAUUGAGGAUAAAUCUCAAGUCAUACUUCAAGAACUUGGCUAUUUUCGAUGGUGCAUUGGCUCAUGAUUGGAAGGAAUCCCUUGCCCGGAUCUUGAAAUGGUUAGCUCCGUUAGCUCAUAAUACGAUCAGAUGGCAAAGUGAGCGGAAUUUCGAGCAACAACAAAUUGUUAAAAGAACAAACGUUCUUUUACUGCAGACCCUUUAUUUUGCUGACAGGGAAAAGACCGAAUCAGCAGUUUGUGAUCUCUUGAUUGGCCUAAACUAUAUAUGUCGUUAUGAACACCAGCAAAAUGCUCUGUUGGAUUGUGCUAGUAGUUUUGACUUUGGUGAUUGGAGGGAUUGGCAACUGCAAUGCCAGACUUCUUGCCUCAUCUAAUAGGGCUGGAAUACGCACGAUACAAACAAAGGUCGAAUUUUUCUAAUCGUAAUUAAAUACUACAAAGAUGCAGAUUGCUUUGUUUUUGAUGUGAAUACGGGCCCUUGUUUUCUCGGAGCUCCAUAUUUGUAUACUUGAAUGAUUAAUGCAUUUUGUUGUAAGGCAUGUAGGGUUUUGGCUCUCAAGUACUAGUACAUUGAUUUCUCUCACUAGAGGAAGUAUUUUUUUUUUAACAUUGUGUAUGUAUUUCUGUACAUAGUAAUGAGAAUGUCUCACAUUUAUCCUACACUUAUAUUUCUUCUUUUAUGUCCAAUGAUCUACAUAUCUAGAAGAAAGUUUUGCAGGAUUUCCCUUCUUAGUGUUCAAUUUUGCUAUUUACAA
Messenger RNA from Amaranthus tricolor (Joseph's coat), 2237 nucleotides. RefSeq lists its product as uncharacterized. The record is from RefSeq and is a predicted model, not a curated record. The coding region runs from base 162 to 1856 and encodes 564 amino acids. Gene Ontology annotation, biological process: positive regulation of growth. The transcript has a single exon. Lineage: Eukaryota; Viridiplantae; Streptophyta; Magnoliopsida; Caryophyllales; Amaranthaceae.